Messenger RNA from Daldinia childiae, 1704 nucleotides. RefSeq lists its product as uncharacterized. The transcript has 3 exons. The coding region runs from base 1 to 1704 and encodes 567 amino acids. Lineage: Eukaryota; Fungi; Ascomycota; Sordariomycetes; Xylariales; Hypoxylaceae. The record is from RefSeq and is a predicted model, not a curated record.
AUGUUGUUUAGAGGAAAAGAUGCUUUGGCCGUCACCCUCUUUCUGCUUGCGGAUAGAGCAGCGGCACGACGACAAUUCCCGCGCUAUAUCACGUUCGCGAACUCAACCACAACCGUAGCUGCCCCGAGCACAAUCACUACGUCUAUAUUCGACUCAUCCACAUCUGCUUCUGAGACUAGUAGUAGUAGUAUUAUUACCCCUGAGCCUUCUACUUCGGACACUCUAACAAUAAGUGAAUCGACUUUGACGGCAAGCGAUGUUAUUAGCAGCACUUCGUCAGUAGACAUUGCUACGUCAACUGUGACAAUCAGCAGAAGUUUAUCGGCAGACAGUUCUUCGUCCGCAGAUGUUACGAGCUCAACUGUGGUCGCCAACAGCACUACGUCAACCGACGUUGCUGGCCCGACCAUCACAUCUCCGCCGCUCCUAAAUACAACUUCCCCGUUCCCUACGUUUGGAAACGCUACAUUCAAUGGAACCGUCCCCUUGACGACGCUGACAGUCAGCGUGACUUCCGUCUCGACGAUCAUCUCAUGCGCAUCUACGGUUACUAAUUGCCCGGCUGCCACCGAUACCGCAGGCCUUACUUCGCUUCCACCAGAUGCCUACUCGACUGUUCUUAUAACGAGCGUCAUCGGUGUCACUACUACCGUCUGCCCGGUCACCGAAGCCCCAUCAAUCUCAUCAUCUAUUGUGGAGUCUUUUACCGUAACUCCCCCUGCUGGCCCUACUGACUCUGUUGUUACCGUUACUGAGACAGGAUCUAAGCCUUCUGGAAGCGGUGACAAUGGCGGUGAUGUCCCCAGCGUCACUACCACUACAGACGGUGCUUCGCCCACAAAUGUUGGUGGAAACGGCAACGGUAAUGAUGACGGUGGCGACAAAGGUGGUAACAAGCCUUCCGUCGUUACCGUGACUAUCUCUGAUAGUACUGGUAUCGUUACCAAGACUGUAACUAACUCUGCCUCAUCUGAGACCCCUAUUGAGACGGUUAUCAUCACUACUACCAUCAACAUUGGCUCCUCAUCCUCUGCUAUCAUUCGUACCGUAACAGUCUCGAACCCUAGAGAGGAGUCUUCUGCUACUCAGCCGCCUAUCGUGACAGUCACCGUUGGUAAUGGGGACGGAAAGGGUGAGGGUGGUACCAAGACUAAGACUAUCAUCCCUCCUACUGUUACUGUUUCGGGUCCCGCUCAAUCAGUUGUUACUAAGACCGUCGGUGGUGGUGAUGUUAAGACAACCGUCAUUACCGUUUCCGCACCAGCACCCUCGGUUGUCACUAAGACUAUUGGCGGAGGGGGUGCUGAUACUACUGUCACGGUCUCAGCACCUGCUGAGUCCGUGGUUACCAAGACUGUCGGGGCCGGUUCCACUGUUACCAAGACCGUCGGCGGCGGAGAGGGUACCACAACUAUCGUCCAGUCUACUGUUACAAUCUCCGCGCCGACAGUUGUCACCAAAACUAAAACCAUCAAGCCAUCCACCGUCACUGUUACUGGUUCGGCACCAUCAACGGUCACUAAGACGGUCGGCGGGGGUGAAACUACCGUCACCAAGACUGUUGGUGGAGGUGGCAGCACCACAACUGUCUUCGAAACCGUAAGCGGUGGUGCUACGUCUACCAUCAUCAGUGUAGUCACCUCUACAGUGACCUCCACACCUGAGGGAUUAUGCGCAUGCACAACUACCAACCUUAAGUUUUAA